Messenger RNA from Cetraspora pellucida, 1176 nucleotides. The record is from the annotation of a GenBank genome assembly. Lineage: Eukaryota; Fungi; Glomeromycota; Glomeromycetes; Diversisporales; Gigasporaceae.
AUGGCCUUUAAUGUUUCUCUACCGAUGGUAACUAUUAAGCGCAACUUUGCCGCUGUACCAGAAAAGUUGAAACAGACGCCAUUAUAUAACCUUCAUAAUGAAAAACGUGGUAAAAUGGUUCCUUUUGCUGGCUGGUCAAUGCCGGUACAUUAUGCAAAUCAAGGUAUUCUAUCGGAGCACUUGCACACGCGUGAAUAUGCUUCUUUAUUUGAUGUUUCACAUAUGCUUCAGUUUAGAAUUCUCGGAAAAGAUCGCAUACGUUUUCUUGAAAGCUUGGUUGUUGCCGAUAUAGAGGAGAUGCCAUUUGGUGCCUCGGUUUUAUCUGUUUUCACUAAUGAGAAUGGUGGAAUUAUUGAUGAUACAGUCAUUUGUAAACACGCCGAUCAUCUUUAUGUCGUAUCUAAUGCAGCCUGUGCAGACAAAGAUUUAGAUCAUAUACGUACUAAAAUUGGUGAAUUUCAAAAAAAAGGCGGAUGGGUUGACUUAAAAGUUAUCGACGAUCGUGCUUUACUGGCUUUACAAGGUCCUCUAGCUGCUGAAAUUCUUAAAAAAUUAUGUGAUAAAGAUUUAUCAGAUUUUAAGUUCAUGACUUCCCGUUUUAUUCAUUUUAAAACUAUCGAAAGCCACGUGUCACGUUCUGGAUAUACUGGUGAAGAUGGUUUUGAAAUUUCCGUUUCUGCGUCGAGUUCUCAACGGCUGGCAAAGUUAAUAUUGGGUUAUCCAAGUGUGCAUUUGGCUGGACUUGGCGCGCGUGACAGUUUACGCCUCGAAGCUGGUUUGUGUUUGUAUGGGCAUGACCUUGAUGAUUCAAUAACGCCUCAUUUAUUUGACUUAAAAAAUCCAUUAGGAAAACGUCGUAGAGUAGAAGGUGGCUUUUUAGGUGCUGAUCGAAUUCUUGCACAACUUAAAGAAGGCGUAACACGUCGUCGUGUUGGUCUUAUUGUUGAGGGUGCACCCGCAAGAGAAAAUUCGGAAAUUUAUAAUUCUUCGGAUGAAUUAGUUGGCAAAGUAACAAGCGGUGGUCCGUCACCUACGUUAAAUAAAAAUAUUGCAAUGGGGUACGUCAAAUCUGGAUAUCACAAGAAUGGAACUUUGCUUAAAGUUAAAGUUAGGAAUAAAUUACAAGAUGCCAAAAUUGUAAAGAUGCCUUUUGUUCCUUCUAAAUAUCAUAAAUAA